UUUUUAAGUAUUUAUUUAUAUAUUUAUUAGAAUCCUAAAUUUCACAUUCCAAAAACCCUACCCCACCCCCUCAACUCUAAACCCUAAAUCUAGAUUAGUUAACCCUAAGGGUAUAAUUGUCUUUUACCCUUAAUUAAAAGUGAGGGUAAAAGUGGUUAGUGUAAACAUGAAAAGUGGUACUAUGAAUGUGCUAUUUGUGGUAAUUUCCCAAAAAAAGUCAUCAACGAUAUUGCAUAUUCUUAUUAAGAACAUAGUGUCACCAUCACUAUUAAUCAGCAUGAUCGACCAUACAAUAUAAUUAUAACAUAUAAUUCCAUAUUUAUGUUUAAAUAGUAGUUAAAAAAAAGAUAAUAUAUAUAUAUAUAUAUAAUGGUAUAGUUGUGAUUCACAUACAUAUAAAAUGUCGAAGUAUAACUUUAAACCCUAUGCUACAAAACCCUAAAAUCCAAAACAGUUUUUGAAAAACAAUAUUCAAGAUUUUAUCAAAUAUUUUACUGGAUCUUUUAUAUUAAAAUUGGUUCCUCCCUUAAUAAAAUCUCUUUUAUAUAUAUAUAUAUAUAUAUAUAUAUAUAUAAACUAUCAUACCAAAUAAGUUAUACGAUUGUUGAACGUCUUAAUAACAGAUCUAUUAAUGGUUAUAUUUUUUUAUCUACAGACAACCAACCUCUUAUAUACACCUCUAUAUAUUUGUAUAUAUAUUUUAUCAAAACAGGAACUUAAUUGUUACUCUUUAAUACAACAUAUCCAAAAAUAUAUUCUCUUUUGUAUAUAUCAGAAAAUAUUAUACAUAAAGCUCAAUCAAAUAUAACUACAUAAUAUAUGCAUAUCUUAAAUUAAAUUUUCAUGAUUAAUACACAAUAAAUUCAUCGUUUAACAUAUAUCUUCUACCACUGUAAAUACCACCAAUCUACCCCAUCAAAUACUAACACAAAUUUCUUAAAUGUUUGGGGUGAGAAUGGCGGUCCCAAAAAAUAUAAUAUACAUUUUUAAUUAAUGUUAAACCAUUUAAGACAAGUGGGUUCAUCCAAGUCAAGAUCAUUCACACCUGGAAACAUUUCAACGCACAAUUUGCUGAAUCAUUAGAAAUCAUAAUCGCCAACGAAAAAGUAAAUAAACAUAAAAUUAAUAAUGAUAUUUUUUAAAUGUCUUGCUAUUAAUAUUGUUAUAAAUAUUUAAUGCAUGGUUUCUGAUCCAAUGUUGGAACAAUUUAAAAAAAUUUGGGAAAGGUUCACAUUUUUGGCUAAUGGAAGAAUGUAAAUCAUUUCACCCCAAGUCGUACAUUGAGUCUAUAUAGACCAACAAAUCAUGUUUACAAAAUGCCUUUUAUAGGCCACACCACCAUUAAUUCAGCGGAUAUAGUUAAUGAUGAUAUGUAUAUCUCGGUAGUUGAUUGUGACACUGUUAUGAGGGGUUCUCUUCUUGAUUUGUAAGUUUUUUAUAAGGUAAUCUUCAUUUGGUAGUCACCAGCGUCAGCGACAAGAGUUAGCGACCAGAUUCAGUGACUAGAGGCUGUGACUUGACGACGUUAUUCUUUCGAAAGUUGUGCGGUUGAGCAUGGAAAUCGUCGAUGCAUUGUUCGUUUUAAUGUUUUACAGUUUUUGUGGCUAUUGUUGAUGUGUUGUUCGUUUCAAUGUCGGUUGCGACCAAAUAUCUACUUUUAUUUGUUUUCAGUUAUUCAAUUUUGUUUUUAAUUUAUAUUAUCUUUUAAAUAGAAAUAUACUAAUAAACUAAAUAUAAAAUAAAUGUUUAGAAACUAAAAGUCAAAUGUCAUAAAACUAAUAAAUAAAAAUAAGUACAAAAAGUCAAAUAAGCUAGGAAGGUAAAUGAUGUCCCUUACUCAACUCACUAGUAAUAUAAUCACAUAAAUCUUCUAUUGCUCUAUCUUGUGGGAUAUCCAACAUCAACCAAAUAAUAUUUUUCAUUUAACGGACGUAAAAAAAAAUCUCAUUCCUCACAUAAUAAGUCAAUACCUUUGUGUCAUAUGCAUAUGUGAAAUUCAUAUCAAAGUUACAUAUAGAAAAUAAAUUCAUGGUAUAUUCAUGUUUUCUACCUGUGUAUGCUUCUGCAUUUCGCUUAGGAGGGCGAAUUGAAAUAUCAGCAAAAUUGUAAUCUUUCUUAAAGAACCAGCAUAACUUUAUUUUGACUCACCACUUCAAUAAACAUUGUAACCUUUUCUUUAAUAUAAAUAUUAUUCAUCUCUUGUAACUCAUAUCUCUUUGCUAAUAUCUUACAUAAAUUUGAAAUAUUCUUUGGUUCAUGCAAAACAUCAUAACACUUAUGAUAUGAUAUGUGCAUAAGUUAUUGAACAUGAUGUCAUCUUACGUCUUGAUAUGUUCUUUGAAGCAAUUUAUGUGGCUUAAGCACAUCAAAAAAUUAGGUUCAUCAUCCUCAUCAUCAACAUCAUUCAACAUCCACACAGCCACCUGCAUAAUAUUAAAAAUCAUAUAUAUAAGUACUGAAUGUUAGUAUAUAAGUUGGUUUUAUGAACAUAAAGAAUGAUACCAUAAACAAAAUUGAUUCUAUAAUCAAUCAUAAGAAAUCGUAACAAAAAUAAUAAAAUAAAGUUAUACACAAAAAUAUACUAGAAUGUUAAGAACAUCUGAAAAGAAUACAAUUCACCAUAAAGCUUAACUCUAGAUAUAUGCUCAAGAUAGCUAAUCUUAUCAUCAUCACUAGAGAUUAUAGACAUUUGUAUGUUUCCUUCAUCAGUUGUGAGAUGAUUAUUUACAAAAAUGUGAAAUGAUGGUCAUUUUAUCACUCCAGGCAGCUCAUUAAUUAUCUCCACUAUAUAAUCAAAACGGUAUUUGUGAUAAAGUUCCAACACAUGCAACAUAUUUUCAGCUAGCUUUUUUUUUUUGCGAGAAUUGCAUUGCGUACAACAAAAGGCUCUUGAUCAGUUUUGACUUUGUACAUCGAAACCUACUUUUUCCUGCUCUUAGCACUGACAUAUCAAUGUUAACUGAAUAAAAUUCAUAUUUCUUUUAUGCAUAUACUCUAGAAGCUAAACUAGCUUCUCCUUGAUGAACGCUCCGUCCUUUUACUUCAGUCACAUUAAUAACACUAAAAUUUGCUUCUAACAUAUUUAUCUUUGGAAACAAUUUGUUCUUAUUCUUUCUUGCACCAUGUGAUUCAUGUUAAAUAUAUAUAUAUAUAUAUAUAUAUAUAUAUAUAUAGAUACUUGAAACAUAUAAAUAUGCUCACGUUAUUAAAGCACGAAAGAUUAAGAGAGCAAUACAAAACAUACAAAAAAAUAUAUGAUGCUCACGUUAUUAAAACUGCAACACAUACAACAUUCUCAAAACAUAUUGUUACAUUCAAAUGAAAGAAAUUAUUAAUAUGUUAAAAUUCCACCAAACAAAAUUAUAAAAGAAAAAACCUAAAAAAAAAGUUACUUAACACAAUGUGUCUACCUAGGGAUGUCAAAAUGGGUAAACUAACCCAAACCAAACCAUAUCCAAAUGGUUUUAAGCUUAUAUGGGUUUAUGGUUUUAACCAAUCCAUUUGACAAAUGGAUUGGGUCAAUCCAUAACUCAUUUAAGUUAAUGAUUUAAUAGUUUUAAUGGUUAACCCAUGAGCAAUAAUUUUAUAGCUUAAAUGGUUACUAAGUAAAAAUAUUACUUUGGGGCUGAAAACAAAAAGAAUACUUAGACUUUUGAUAAAUACAAUUAUAUGGUUUUGGUGUUAAAAACAUUUUUAUGAUUUUAGCAGAGAAGAUAAUUUUGUGAUUUUAGUGCGAAAACUACUUUUAACAUUUUUGCGGGAAAACAAGAUUUUCUGUUUUAGUGGAAAUACAAUUUUAUGGUUAUGGCAAGAAAACACAGUAUUACGGUUUUGGCCGGAAAAUACAAUAUUGCGGUUUUGGUGGGAAAACAUGAUUUUACGGUUUUGGCGAGAAAACUAAAUUUUGCGGUUUUGGUGAGAAAACUCAAUUUUACGGUUUUGCCAAGAAAACAUAGUAUUACGGUUUUGGCCGGAAAAUACAAUAUUGCAGUUUUGACAGGAAAACACGAUUUUGCGCUUUUGGCGGGAAAACACGAUUUUGCGAUUUUGUCAGGAAAUUUCAAUUUUGCGGUUUUGGCGGAAAAACUCAAUUUUACGAUUUUGGCAGUAAAUUCAAUUUUACGGUUUUCACGAGAAAACAGGAUUUUGCAGUUUUGGUGGAAAAACUCAAUAUUACGGUUUUGGCGGGAAAACUCAAUUUUGCGGUUUUGGCAGGAAACUCGAUUUUAUGGUUUUGGCAGAAAACUUAAUAUUACGGUUUUGGCGGAAAAACUCGAGUUCACGGUUUUGGCAAUAGUUUCAAUUUUACGGUUUCACGAGAAAACACGAUUUUGCAGUUUUGGCGGGAAAACUCAAUAUUUCGAUUGGCGGAAAAACUCAAUCUUGCGGUUUUGGCAGAAAACUUGAUUUUAUGGUUUUGGCAGAAAACUCAACUUUACGGUUUUGGCGGAAAAACUCGAUUUCACGAUUUUGGCAUGAGAACACGACUUUGCUGUUUUGGUGUGAAAUUUUGAUUUUACGGCUUUGGCGGGAAAUUAUGUCAUAUGUUCAGUUAAAAUCGCUAUCUGUUUUCAGUUUAUUUUCCAAAAUUUUAGGUUUGUAAAAGUUAUAACACAUUAAAAUCGUAUCUUAAUUUAUUAUUUUAGUUCCGAUAAACUAGAGUUUUUAAGGUCAUUUGGCUUUUAACCAUAAACUAUGGUUGUAUCUAUUUUUAUUUAAAAAAUCCCUAUUUUAUUUUAUAUGGUUACAUAAUGGAUUUUCUAUAAGAUUUUACUAAAACAGAAAAUAAACUAAUUUAGUUUUGGUAAUUUUAAUAUAUCAUUUUAUCGUAUUUUUUGUGAAUCCAAUAUUUAUUAUUUACACAAAGGUGCGGAAAAAUAAUGGAGUUGUAAGUAGUUAGAAAUAAAAGAGCAACAGUUAUGUGGAAGCACCCUAGCCUAUUGGUUAAAGUUUAAAGGCUUCUACACCCAAGUCUCGGGUUCGAAUCCCAGACUAUGAAAUUUCUUGCAGAUUAUAGGAUGCAAAGCUUUCGGAGGUUCCAGAGUACUGUAAGCAGAGCCGUUCGUUGUGGUCGCCAGUUGCGGUGAGAGCCUGUCCAUCGAGGAUGUCGUACAUGCAGAACCGUCUGUGGUUUCAAGUGUUUCGGGGAGAGCUUCAUCGUGGAAUCAUUAUUCGUGAAGCUGUUAAUCAAUAUUGCAUAUGUUGCAGGUAGUUGAUCAUCAUAUGUAAUAGAUUUAGAGAUUAUAUGAUGAUGUAAUGUGUUACCCAACGUUAAAAAAAGAGCAACAUUUAUAAAUAUGUGCUUAUUUAUCUACAAAUAAUAAUAAGGACAAGGUUGUUAUUUCUUAAUAUUAUUACAUGUCAGUUCGAUAUUAGCGGCUUGAUCUCUAUAACUAUUUAUUAGAUCAUCCCAAUUUCAAAACUCUUUAUCAUUUAUCCAAGAUCAAUGAUUUGAGUUCGCAAUAUUUUAUUUCCUUGAAUCCGAUUUAAAGAACUCUCUGAAGAUAUAGGCGCAUCAAAUUUUUCUUCUGAAAAGUGAACAUUGCAAGCUACUCAAAAGGUAUCGGAGAAACAAUAAAUAUCCAUUGCAUUGUAACAUAAAUUCAUUUCUUUAUAUUCUCAGAGUAACCAAAUACAGUUUGGUUCGAAUCAGGUUAAUCAUAGGGUAUUAAAUUAAUACUCGACUUUCGAUUUAUAAAUUUAAUGUGUUGUAUACACAAAUAAACUUUGAUCAAAGAAAAUAUACAAAAUGGACUUUCAUUAUAGAUGGAAAGUAAUCUUUUAUUUUAAAAUGAAACUAUUUUAUUUCGCAAGUAUCAACUUUGUUAUUUAUUGUUUUUUAAUAAUGCAUACAUUUAAAAAAAAAUUGCAAUGAAAUAAAAUAAUUAAUUUAAUGGAAAGCCAAAAAGUAUUCAAAACAUUUUUUUUUGAAAACCUAAAAUAUUCUCAAACAAUUAACAAAAGUUAGUCAAAACUGCAAACAAUCACUAAUUAGUAGUCUUAUCGUGUAUGGUAAAGAUUUAAAUAAACUCAUAAAAGUUUAGUCAAAAUUUCCAGAUAAUUUAUUACUUGUAUUUAUGGUAGAAGGUUGAAUAAGGAUAUUGUAUUAAUAUGGUAAGAAAAUUAAACAAAACAUUAUAAUAUGGUAGAGCUAAAAUUCAAAACACAUAUGCUAUAUAUAUCUGAGUAACUUAGUCAAGAUUUCUUAUGCAUCUUUUCAACUAACUAAAUAUAACUGGGAUUCAAGAGAGCAGUCAAUAAAUAAUUUCUAUCAGUUUUUAAGGUACACAUGAAAUUUUAUGAUAAAUCUAAUCACUAGUGAUAUUAUUACAUAUCAGAUUUUUAUAUUGCAUCACUAUCACAGAAUAUAUUAAUCUUUGUCAUAAUAUGCUUAGUUUUGAAAUUAUAUUGAUUUACUUAUAAGAAAUAAUACAUAUUCCCAAUUUGAUAUUUUGAAAGUUCUUUAAAUAGAAAAAUUAUAAUCGUAAAAGGCCUGUAAUUAUAUGUUUUAGAAUAGUGCUUGUCCAUUUCCGUCGUGUUACAGAAAUUUAAAUUACAUUUUUUCUAGUGGCUCACAUUAUUGUAUAGACUAAGGAAAUAUUUUUUCUUAAUCUCUUGAAAUAUUAAAUUUUCAAAACAAUAAAUUAUAUAGCAUUAAUUAAUUAUUUGCUUGCAAUUUUUGAUUUAUAUUACUUAAUGCAAUUUUUGAAUCUCUUUGAUUUCCCAGUUCAUAUAACAGAAUCUCAUUAUUAUUUCUUUAAAUAAAAUUUAGGAGUACAAAUACUUAAAAUUGUUUGUAAUUAUAUGUAGUAAAAAAAAUUAUGUUAGAUUCUUGGAAUUGAAUGCUGUUAUUCAUAGUAUUAUUUUGAAAUUUACAGGAAUUGAUGUCAAAAGAGAUGGCUAAAAUAAAUCGAGAUGUGCUAAUGCUAAGAGAAGAUCAGGCUCCUAACGUUGAAGCAAGCUUGAGCCAAUCUGAUCCAAGGAAGAUUUCAAUGGUUGGAAUUAAACCUCACAUACCUGACUUGAAUGUGAAACCUUGUUCUGAUUCCAACGAGGAAGAAAAAGGAGAAAUUGCAAAAGAAUUUCAGAAUCUUGCAGGUUUAAAAAUUCAUGAUGCCUGUUACGUUGAUCAUAAGCUUUUGUACGAGCUUGAGGUCGAGAUCAUUGCUCGUCUACCAUGCUUUGAAUACUGGAAACUGCAGUUUCUUAACAAGAAAUUCUUGCAGUUAUUAAAGAGCUGUGAAAUUUUCAGGGUGAGACAAGAAAAGGGACUUGCGAAACCCUAUGUGAUUUUGCAUUCAGGGGCUGUAUCUAAUUGGGAAAUGUUUGAUAAGGAUUUUAAAACCUUUCGGAGACUUCCUAAGGUUCCUUCUUCUGACUAUUGCUUUUUCUACAGCGAUAAGGAAACAGUUAGUGUGGGUACUCAACUAAUUGUCAUAGGGAGAGAAAUAGAUGGAAUUGUGGUGUUUCGCUAUGAGCUAGAGAAUCAUAAGUGGUUCAAAGGUCCUUCAAUGAUCACACCGAGGGCCAUGUACGGUUCUGCGAGCCAUGGUAAAACCGCAUUUUUUGCAGGAGGCAUUAAAAUGGAUGAAAAUGGGAACCCUGUUGUUGUGCAAACUGUAGAAAAGUAUAAUGCUGAUACAAAAAUGUGGACUAUGAUUAAUGGAAUGCAUAAAGCAAGGAAGUUCAGCUCAGGAUGUUUCUUGCGUGGAAAAUUUUACGUCCUCGGUGGCCGAGAUGAUAAUGAUAAACACCUCACUUGUGGAGAAAGUUAUGAUGAGACGACCAAUUCUUGGGAGUUGAUACCUGACAUGCUAAAAGACAUGACAGUCAUUGCGCAUUCCCAAUCUCCGCCUCUUAUUGCUGUGGUUGAUGACAAUCUAUACAUGUUAGAAACAUCUUUGAACGAGCUUCGGGUAUAUGAUAUAAACACAAAUAUUUGGAAGAAACUUGGUGUUGUCCCUGUGAGCGCAAACGCUGCCUUCGGUUGGGGGAUUGCGUUUAAAUCGAUGGGAAACAGACUUCUGGUGAUUGGAACUUCUCACUCUAGGCAUAGGAAGACAGUAGUUCACUCAUGCCGUCCUUCUCCAAACGUGAAAGAGCAGCACUGGGAAGAAAUAAAACAUUGGUGUAUUGGUGCUGAGCUCCCACAGUUUAUUCAUAAUUGUUGUGUGAUGUUUGCUUAAAAAAUUUUCCAAGGAAAACUUGGAAACUUAUUUGUUUUUGCAUUUGUGCUUAAAGUUGUUGCAUUUGGUUUUAAGUUGUUUGGUUUGUGUUUUUCUGAUCUUUUUUUGUUUUUAAUUUGGGAUAAAAAUGCUGUUGUUUUUUGUUUGUUUUAAGUGCUUAUGUUUGUGAAAAAAUACUAAUGUUGUCUAUGUAAUGGUUAUUUAUUUAUUUUGGUUUUGUUUUUUCCCUCUUCAGCCAUAAAUGUCAGUGACAAAAUGGGUAAACCAACCCAAACUAAACCAUAUCCAAAUGGUUUUAAGCUUAUAUGGGUUAUGGUUUUAACCAAUCCAUUUUGACAAAUGGAUUGGGUCAAUCCAUAACUCUUUUAAGUUAAUGAUUUAAUGGUUUUAAUGGUUAACCCAUGAACAAUAAUUAUAUAGCUUAAAUGGUUACUAAGUAAAAAUAUUACUUUGGAGCUCAAAACAAAAAGAAUACUUAGACUUUUGAUAAAUACAAUUAUAUGGUUUUGGUGUUAAAAACAUUUUUAUGAUUUUAGCAGAGAAGAUAAUUUUGUGAUUUUAGUGCGAAAACUACUUUUAACAUUUUUGCGGGAAAACAAGAUUUUCUGUUUUAGUGGAAAUACAAUUUUAUGGUUAUGGCAAGAAAACACAGUAUUACGGUUUUGGCCGGAAAAUACAAUAUUGCGGUUUUGGUGGGAAAACAUGAUUUUACGGUUUUGGCGAGAAAACUAAAUUUUGCGAUUUUGGUGGGAAAACUCAAUUUUACGGUUUUGCCAAGAAAACAUAGUAUUACUGUUUUGGCCGGAAAAUACAAUAUUGCAGUUUUGACAGGAAAACACGAUUUUGCGCUUUUGGCGGGAAAACACGAUUUUGCGAUUUUGUCAGGAAAUUUCAAUUUUGCGGUUUUGGCGGAAAAACUCAAUUUUACGAUUUUGGCAGUAAAUUCAAUUUUACGGUUUUCACGAGAAAACAGGAUUUUGCAGUUUUGAGUUUUCAAGGCUCCUAAGACAAAUGCUGUAGUAUAAAUGAUUGUCGAACCAGUUCUGAGAGAUAUCAAAGCACCGAGAAUGCAAGUAAUCACUUAAUCUAAGUGCAAUCAAUGAUUUAGAUGGGUUUUUAAACUAUGACUAAUUAAAAGAAAUAACUAAAUGAUACUUUCUU
Messenger RNA from Brassica rapa (field mustard), 9347 nucleotides. Its product is annotated as F-box/kelch-repeat protein At3g27150-like. Gene Ontology annotation, cellular component: cytosol. NCBI's taxonomy places the organism in Eukaryota, Viridiplantae, Streptophyta, Magnoliopsida, Brassicales, Brassicaceae. The record is from RefSeq and is a predicted model, not a curated record. Gene Ontology annotation, molecular function: protein binding.